Spirometra erinaceieuropaei is the source of this 6347-nucleotide messenger RNA. The record is from the annotation of a GenBank genome assembly. Lineage: Eukaryota; Metazoa; Platyhelminthes; Cestoda; Diphyllobothriidea; Diphyllobothriidae.
AUGCGUCUGGUUUUUACGUUUGUGAAGGACGAUGCGGCGGCGGUUGUGGCCAAUGCAUGUUUCUACAAUGGCAGCUGUGUUAUGUUGCCAAAAGCGGACAAACAAGGGGUCGCUCUGAAGGAGCGAAACGAACGGCCGCCACGCGGCCCGCCGAUUCAACUAGUGAGAGUUUUGAUGGAAGACCUCACGUAAGACGAAUUCCGCCGUUGCACAAGAGGCCAAAUAGGCGUCUGACCAGUCCAGUUCAGAGCCCGCACAAAAGGGCAGGGGCUUCAGGACCAGGUACGUAUGCUACACUAUCAUAUUCUUCGUAGAUUUACUCACAGAAUAACGUCGGAAUCGAAGGACGACGACGAUGACGGCGACCACUAUGCACUAACUCGCUCCAAACAAUCCCAAAGGUCGCUAGGUAGUCAGCCAGCGCUACCGACGACGCUACGAUAGAAUCCCAAGAGUCUUUAAUAAAAAAAUGUUUAUUUAUUUAUAUAGUGAGAAUACGGAUGCCAAAUGACUUGUAAGCCAUGAAAAGAUGAAAAUGCUGUCGUUGCCUCCGUCGCAUUGAAUAGACUUUUGCAGUCUACAACAGGACUAACUUAUAAGCAAGUGACGAAAGCGCAGGAGGUACCAAGACCGCUGUCCUUAUUUGUUCAAAAUGAUUUCGCAUUUAUGUGAUAAUAAUGUCCUUAAUUUAGUUCAAUUCAAGUCAAUUUGUGAAAAAUGGACCGCAAAUUACAUAAGCAGGUCACCCUCCUACAUGAGCUUUGGCGGCAACAAGCGGCAACACCUAGUGAGGCUGAAAGCCAUAGGCCAUCCGACCUGCACUGGCCUAUAUGCACUUCAGAGACAUACGAUGUUUCCGUUCGAUUGAUGCAUACCCAUUAGAGUUGCCAGCAAAAGACGGUAUGAAAAUAUCGAAUUUGAUUUACAUUUUACGGCUUGUAGAUAAAAUAGUCCAGCAUUGUGAGAGGAUGGGACGAGAAGGAGUUUUUGGUUAUCUUUUAUUUACUAUGCUUAGGUCGCCUCUGUGCUACAGUUCCUGCCCGGUCGGGUCCAUGUCCAAUCAGUCCAUUGUAGGAUGCUCACUGUACACAAUUUUAAUCCUAAGUGCAAUUCAGUUGUAACACAAGCAGAGGCCAUCCAUCACAAUCUUGUUUUCAGUCAUUGUGUCAGUUAUUUCGUUCGUAAAAUGGCCAUUGACUGCUUCCACGGAUCGAAAGACCGAUAUGGUGGCCGGGCUAAAUGUUUGGAAACCGCCCAGAAGGCAAAGUUCUUACGUCGCUUUAUUUACAAAACAUGCAUUUAUUUUCUCGGUGGGAUUGCGGACGCCGCUGAUUGCCCAAUGAUGAUUGCAUUCGAGGGCAUAGCAAAUUACAUAAGCAAACAUUAUACCAUAUUUGAUGUACGUACUGCCUUCAAUAGGGGUGCUAUUUGCGCACUAAAGUUAAGGAUAAAUUACUGUGCGUUGCGACUGCUUAAGUAGCAUAAAUUUUCUCCCUGGUUUAAAGUAAGGGUUAUUGGUUUCUGUGAACAAUUCAGUCCCGUGAGUCUUAGUGUACACUCCAUGCAACAACUGUUAGUAAAUGCGGGUAGUUGAGCAGUAAAAUUUUUCAGUAUAAUCUGUAAAGGAUCUAAAUUAUUAAUUAAUAAGUGUAACUUUUAGAAUGAAGCAAAAAUUCCAGGCUCUAAACCUCGAAGUGUCCUCCUUCAGAAGCCUAAAUCGACUUAGAUCAAAUGCGUAUUUAGCGGGUUAGGCUUUGUGUACAGGAACCCGCCAUGAAAGAUUGAAGUUCGUGGUAAACACAAUGAUCCCGUUGACCCAUUGGUAUUAGAGCAUUCACUCUUACUAUGCGUAUUUAUCGACUGUUUUUUCUUAUUUAGAUACAAUAAAACAAUUUUCGACUUAUGUGUGCAUAUUGCAUUAGGUGAAAUAGUGGGGUCUCGCAGGACACAUUGAAACUAUUACAGUUAAAAGGCAGGGUCACCAGGAAAAUGAUGUUCGUGAGUUUCAAGUUGUUACAUUUGAGUUUGAUACAUUAACGUCUUGCGGGGUUGCGCUGAGCAUGCGGAAAUUAAAAUUGUUAAGGGGUACAAAACCGACGACGAAGAGGCAUCCUCCUGCGAAAAUUUUCCGCCGUCAAUUGGCUAAAUAAGGAUGAGGAGUUGUAUGCAGCAUACGCAGCCCGCCCACAUUCCCGUGUAGCCUGCUCACAGCCCACCUCUGCCCCAAAGACCAGAGUGGGCUCGGGGGCUGGUUUUAGAAGGGAAGUGAUAUUGUUAUCGACGUGAAGUGUGACGUUAUCCGUUCUGUAGGGCAGUCUGACCGCAAAAACAACUAAAAUGCCUGUCUUUUUGAUGUGCGUAAGACCGAAUCCCUUUUUAUUUCAAGGAAAUAUGCUUUUAAGUGCGGACUAAACACCUCAGAAGAAGCAUUAAACACUAAGAUCCAUGGCGGUGAGCAGUAGUGCGGGCUAAAGCCUAGAGAUUCUGUGAAUCCUACCCUUAAUUUCGGAGUACUGUAUGCACUAUCAUCCUUCUCCUCGAAAUUUAUCUACACCUUGUUGCUGGUAUGGGAUUUAUUGUUUUUUCUACUUUUUACCCCGAAUGGUCGUUAGACAACUUUGCCACCGAACUUCUCUGCUCUGUCUGCUUAGAACGCUGAUCCGUAAGUUUCGCAUUCUGCUUUACAGAAGUUCUUUGAAACAGACAAGUGAUUCUGUUUCACGCAUUCCCAAGCAGAUAGUCGACUUUUGCGGACACCUAAAUGAUCUGCGUCUUGAAGAACAAAUAUGUUCGUUUAUCGGUUGUAUAGUCGCUUUGCGGUGUGUGGUUGUUUAUCAUUCAGCCGGCCUCUGAAAAUGAUGCCCGCUCGAACUGCGUCAGCUAUCCCAUCAGGACAGUUUCGAAAACGUGAAACAUAUCUUAAUAGUUUGAAAUCUCGUCUCAGAGAUAAUCUGAAAACAAUAACUGAGAAUUUCGAACUUAUAUUGUCUCGUGCCAAGGUAUACCUUGCUCAUGCUCAUCAAGAGCUGCGUCCUUUUUAUACAGGAAUAUGACAAUUAUUAAUUCCGCCUAAACCCUUUCUCUACUGUUCUUUACAAGGUCGAGAAUUCGGAUGUUAUCGCACGCCUAAAUCCAUAUACCCAAGCGGAACAAGACAACUUCGAAAUGAACGUCCGGUCCUGUAAUAUUGUAAGCUUGUUCUUCCACCGCGUGUUUCAAGUUACAAUUUUACUAAUGCCCCCUCUACUUCUCUGCAUAAAUUCGUGAUUUCAUUAGGUCGUACAGCAUUUACAGCUUUUUUUGCCACUGGACGCGUGCUAACAAUGCCGACAGUGAUGCGACCAUCUGCGUUGUACAACCUGUUCCUACCAUGCGAUUUGCUGCGAUUUUUCUCAUUUGGUAGACUCUUGUCAUGCCACUGACUUGUGGCUAUGGAUUCCCAUGCGCUAUCCCACAUCGUGGCAUUUACACGUUAUUUUCGCCUUGACGACCUCUCAAGUAAUGUCAUACUCUAGGUGUGCUUCGACAGGUAAUACUCACUUUCCGAUUCGCUCAACUAGCAGAAAGAUCUGUAAAAACUUAGGGUUGUGCGUUCGGAAAGCGAUUGACCGAAGCCCCUCUUGCAUUUCCCGGCCCUUACUCUUGAUCUACUCGUGUCGACUAGCAUCAGGACUAAUUUUUCCGAGUGCCCAGUGGAUCGCGAAGAAAUGCGUCCUUGCUCACCGAAAUCACUGGCGUAGUCUCAGUUGGUCGUCAUCGGCCUCCUUAUUCCUAUUCUUGUCGGCCUUACGCCCGCCAACCUAUGCAGAGGCGCAAGGGGCCGUCUUUUUAGGGGCUAAGGCUAUCGAUGAGGUCCAUGGCCACUGCUUCGACAACAUCAUGUCCGACAAGAAUGCAUGAGGGUGACUCCAUUUUAUGUCGCCCGAAUGAGUUCUUAAGCUGUCUGAGAUGACGAGCUUUCACCUCGACAACAGCGUUUACCUCCAUUCGUCAGUAACGUUCCACAUUGUUAACGGAUUUCUUAGACUGAACCUUGGAGACUUUCUGGGAACUUAGAUCCUCAGUUCGACAACUGGCAGAGGACGCGUUUGGCAUCCAUAGUACCAACCGAUUUUGUAUGUAAUCUUAUUCAAGACUCUUUGUCUUCUGCGGAACGUCUCGGUGGAACCAAAGGUUUUUCUAGAGGCGACAAAACAAGUUUCGUUUAAGUUGUCUACGAAGGAUUAUUUCCUCCUUUUACUGGCCAGUCAGUAACACAAAGGAGCAUGAGUAUACAAAGUGUACUACCACGUUAGGUCUUGACUUACCGAUGAGGGUGAAGCAAACGCUGCUUUGCUUCAUUAGCAUUAUGUAGUAAGCCAAAUUAGCGGGUGUCAACUGUGAUAUCAAGGAGAAAUCGCGUUUCCUCGUAAGCUGUCGGGCAUGACGAUGUCGUCUAAAUAUUCUUGGUCCACUACCUAAACGUGACCGCCCUAUUUUAAUGCUCUCCUAGUUGUAAAGUGCUGUUUAUGAAGCUGUAUCUAUCGCAUGAUUUAAACUGACUAUAUAAAUGACACGACUUGGAAAGCUGCUAUUCACUGCAUAGUAAUCAACCACGUCUGUUAGCUUGAACGGUGGCGCACGUAAAUUCGUGCUGCGACUUCAGCCCUUUCGUUGGCUCUGGAGCGUAAUAUUGCGGUAUUCUUGCAAACGACGCGUCUGCCGACCAAGUCGAACGUUGCAUAGAAAUCUGAGAAGCAAAUAGUCGCCGGUCGAAAGCCCUACUUUUCUUUAGGGAUUCGUCUUUGCGUGGAUAUCCGGCCUAUAUAUGGCCUUUGUCCGAACGAGUAGCACUACCCUUUCCUUACUCCACCAUUUAAAACUGCGAAAAUUGUAGGCGACGCGAAGCACAAUCUCAGUUCUAGUGUCUCUGCUAUGACAACUGUUAUAAUAGAGGCUCACGCACCGAUCGCUUUUUGGGACGCGGUCGUCUUGGGGUUCGAUACAGAGCUUCGCAGGCGACACAACUGCUGCGGGCUGUCCGAUCGCAUACAAGUCUCCGCACAUCAGACUUUUCAAGCAAAGCGGCUUUGGAAACAUUAUAAGACGUAAGGGCAGGUGCGCCCUCACAAACACGUCAUCUGACCUAUGCGCGUAGCCUUCUUCCGCGUCACAUUGGUCGGCACUCGAUCACGCAUGCGCACAGCUUGCCUACUUCGGUCUCACAGUCCCUGGGAUAGCAGGCUAGCGGAUAUUUUGCAUCAGGGAAUUAGAAACUGGCGUUAUUCAAUGUCCAAUCGAUUACUGAUGCAUGGCGCGUUCUUGAGUCGGUCGUGUUUUGUGUACUUUUCAACCCUUCGAGACGUGUCGCUUAGAAGAAAGCGCCCUGUAAAGGCGCUUGUUAGCCUCGCCCUCAUCAUCAUCGUCAUCAACGUGACACCAUGUCUGUUAGAGUUAUAAACGCCAAUCGGUAAGUUGUGGUGGACUGUGUCCAGUCCUUACAUGUCUACUCUUCUACCGAAGUUAGUCAGCCGGACUUCCCACGUACACUUGGCGUCGAUACCACAUAUGGAGAGGGCGCGAGCCGUCAACAAUGAUUUUUUUCGGACUUUAGGUAGUACGCAUCUGUUGGCAGACAGUUCUAACUUCAUCUCUUCGUAGUUCGCAAAUUCCCAUGUCUUGUGGAGUCCCUGCCAUGCCGCGGUGUUCGCGGGAAAUGAAGCUUCCAGACCUGUACCAAUGGUCUGGAUGUCUCAUAUACAACCCAGUAUGCCUUGAUAGUCAUUUGGCUUCUGUUUAUCUCAACCAAGCAUCCUACUGCCUGCCCUCUACUAGACUCGCCUAAUUCCCUUAUGGAAACUUGUUUGGAAGAACUACCUAUGUCUCUCUGUCGCUUUGAAUGAUAAAACUCAGGGAACACAGCCUUUUUAAUCAGAUCUAUCCGGCCCACAUUCCACGUAGCAAAGGGCCGUCUAUGUGAAAUUUGCAUUGUAACCGGAUCCUUGCAAUUGCUUACUCCUUCAUCCUUUUAGGUGUGACUACAGUGCUGUCUAACAAAGUUUCGAAUUUUGUAGGUCAGCGCCUGUGAAAAUAUAACUCGCCUGGUGUCUGAAAUUAAACAGCUGCUGAUUCUGGGUGACUUCUGUUGGUUGGAGAAGGUGACCAAGGCGGGUGCAGAGGAACGAGAGAGGAGACGGGCAGAACUGGAUGCGGUCGCUGUAAAACUCGCAGACGAGCUCGCUGCUGACCUCUUCACCCUGGAUGAUAAGUUGGGCACUAUGGUGAAUCGCGCUGCACCUUCCCCAACCUCGACUCACAGUGCAACCAACGAUUUGACGCCUAACGAACCUAAACCUGAACCCCUUUAA